This is a messenger RNA of Ixodes scapularis (black-legged tick), 1194 nucleotides long. RefSeq names its product serine protease inhibitor-like. Bases 1 to 1194 code for a protein of 397 amino acids. The record is from RefSeq and is a predicted model, not a curated record. Gene Ontology annotation, molecular function: serine-type endopeptidase inhibitor activity. Lineage: Eukaryota; Metazoa; Arthropoda; Arachnida; Ixodida; Ixodidae. The transcript has a single exon.
AUGCUACAGACAACAACAUCUCUUCUUCUGGUCACCAUAGCUGCUUGCGUCGUGGGAAGCACGGGUGAGUCAAGACGGCAAAAUGCCGAAUUUUCCCUCAACUUGCUUCGAGAGCUACCACAAAACAAGUCAACAAACACCGUCUUUUCGCCCAUCGGUGCGUUCAUUCCCCUCGCUAUCCUGAACAGCGGGGCCAAUGGAGAAACGGGGCAAGAAAUUCAACGUGUCCUCAGCUCCACAAAAACCCAUAGUCGAGAAGAUCUUCUGUCGUCGUUCCAGGCCUUCUACGAGACGGUCUACCAUCACGACGCCAACAACUCGUACUUAGAGCAGGCCAACGUGUUCGUUGUCAAAAAAGAAACGAAGAAGAAACUACGGCCAGCGUUCAGGAAACUCCUGGACAAGGGCAACGUCCUCCAUGCCUCCAUGUGGGAGAUGAGUGGCCAGCUGCCCUUCCAAAUUGAUCAGUGGGUGGGUGCCGAGACUAACAAGAAAAUAACGCACAUUCUGGACGCAGAUGCCCUUGACCAGAACACAGUGAUGCUCGCCGUAAACGUAAUCCGGUUCAAGGGAUUGUGGUCAAGCAAGUUUGAACAACGACUCAACUCUAUAGACACGUUUCACAACGCAGAUGGAACCGCAGUGCCAACAACCUUCAUGUUUAAGAGGUUCAAGACAGGGUACCACUUCGACGAGGACCUCAAGACCCACGUCGUGGCGUUGCCGUACCAGAAACUCCGAGCCCGUUUCAUCAUAUUCCUUCCGUUAGAGCCAGCAAGACUAGACGACCUGAAGAGCAAGCUGUCAGCGACGAGGUGGCGGUCUACUCUGCAAAGGCUGGACAAGAGGAAUGUCGCUUUGUCGUUGCCAAAGUUCAAGCUGUCCUCCAGGUACGAUCUCGUAGGACCACUGAAGAAGUUGGGCAUCAAUAUCCUCUUCGGUCGCGGUGCCGAUCUGUCGGGCAUCGACGGCGACAGGGACCUCUUCGUAAGUGGCUUCCUCCAGGUGUCUAAGCUUCAGGUUGACGAAGCCGGGAGCGAAGCAGAGAGUGUGACUGUGGUCAAGGUGUCCGGGAAGUCGGCCGAAACAGCGGCAACGGUGACAGUCGACCAUCCUUUCCUCUUUUUUAUUACCGCCGGUGCGGAUGACGUGGUGCUGUUUGCAGGACAGGUAAACCAUAUAGAAAAGGCUUGA